UUCACUUUAGCCCAGGAGGGAGAGUUAGUUACAGGCUUAAGGCUGCAGUUCUCUGCAAACUUAUUAGAAAUAAUGCCUGCUGAACUCCAUUGAUCUUCCUUCUGAGUAUACAGAAAAUCUGAAAGAUGACUGUUACAACAUGGAGAAAAAAUUGUGUGAUACGAAAACUGAUCUUACGCAAAAGCUGAUCCCUCCCGUCUUGUAUCUGAUUUUGGCUGUGCUGCUUGUGAACUUGCUGCUCUAUCAAUAUUUCAGCUACAUAUAUCCUUCCUAUGGACAGGCUGACGUUGAACACGACUCUUGUCAGCCCGGUUACUUCAGAUUAGGAACAGUGAAGAACUGCUCACCAUGGUUGUCUUGUGAAGUGCUGAAAAGAGAAGUCCGCAAACUGAAACGCAUUGGUGAAGGAGCUGUGAAAAGGGUCUUCCUUUCUGAGUGGAAGGAAAACAAAGUUGCCCUUUCCCGGUUAACUGUGCCGGAACUUCAAGAGGACUUCAUUCAUGGCUUACAGAUGCUGAAAUCUCUACAAAGCAGACAUGUGGUCAAGCUGAUUGGAUAUUGUGAGGAGGAGUUCACCGUUCUUACCGAGUACCACCCAUUCGGCUCUCUGAAGAAUCUGAACGAGAUCUUGAACCUUCCAAAGUACAAGAGCUUCAACACAUGGCACAUCAGGUUGCUGCUUGCCAUCGAUUACGUGAGCAUCCUCCAUUACUUGCACAACAGUCCCCUCGGCACCCUUGUGAUGUGUGACUCCAGCGACUUGGAUAAAGUUCUUUCUCAGUACUUGCUGACCAGCAGCUUCCAUGUUAUUGUGAAUGAUUUGGAUGCUUUGCCUCUUGUAGACAAGAAUGCUGGCAGACUGAUCAAAUGUGGCCAUCGGGAACUUCAGGGUGACUUUGUCGCUCCAGAACAGCUUUGGCCUCGUGGAAAUGAAAUGGCCUUUGAAGACAGCCUCAUGCCUCCUUAUGAUGAAAUGACAGAUAUAUGGAAAAUCCCCGAUGUUUCCAAUUUUAUCUUGGGGGAUGUCGAUGGGAGUGAUCUUGUCAGGUUCCACCUCUUUGACAUCCACGGGGCCUGCAAAAGGAGCCCAGCUGAAAGACCUUCUGCUCAGACUGUUUUGGACACAUACAAGAAAGUGCUAGAGUCGCUUGUGAGAGAAACAGUUAUGCCAGGGACAAGGGACAUGUUAUAAAACACACACACCAAAAAAACCAACCUCAUGGACAUGCCUUGGUACAUAUUUAGCACAUUUGACUCUUCCUGAUCUGAGAAGUACAUGGAAACAUAAGGAUAAUUAGAAAAACUCUAAAAUGGCUUCUUAAAAAUGACUCCCGAUUGCACCUUCUGUGACAAAUUGUUGAGAAAACUGGGGAGAGGGGAAUAGUAUGUGUUGUGUGUGGUAAAUUUCUGGAUGAGUAUUUCUUCCUAAAUCAAGUUGGCAUAGGCAGGAUAGAUGUAGCUACAGUGGUACCUCGGGUUACAGACGCUUCAGGUUACAGACUCCGCUAACCCAGAAAUACUACCUCGGGUUAAGAACUUUGCUUCAGGAUGAGAACAGAAAUCGUGCUCCGGUGGCGGCAGGAGGCCCCAUUAGCUAAAGUGGUGCUUCAGGUUUAGAACAGUUUCAGGUUAAGAACGGACCUCCGGAACGAAUUAAGUACUUAACCCGAGGUACCACUGCAUAUGAUAGGAGAUGUAAUAGAAGUGUUAGUAUUUCAUGCCUUUGAUGCUCCAGAUGAGAUUGGUGUAAAUCACAUGCCUGUCUGGGAAGAGUGUGGGAACAGAAGACAGUCAUAUCUCUUCCGCUGUAUGUCCUGUUGUACUGUACUUUUGCUUUUACUUUUUCCUGUUCUUCUCUCAGAGCUGGAGAGAGAGGUCGCCAGGACUCCUUUGUCUGUACAUAGUGUGUAAAUAAAUACAUAGAUUAGCUCUA
Messenger RNA from Podarcis raffonei (Aeolian wall lizard), 1933 nucleotides. RefSeq names its product protein O-mannose kinase (gene POMK). Lineage: Eukaryota; Metazoa; Chordata; Lepidosauria; Squamata; Lacertidae. Gene Ontology annotation, biological process: protein phosphorylation; carbohydrate phosphorylation; protein O-linked glycosylation. The record is from RefSeq and is a predicted model, not a curated record. Gene Ontology annotation, cellular component: endoplasmic reticulum membrane. Gene Ontology annotation, molecular function: carbohydrate kinase activity; protein kinase activity; ATP binding. The coding region runs from base 140 to 1192 and encodes 350 amino acids. The transcript has 4 exons.